Dipodomys ordii (Ord's kangaroo rat) is the source of this 838-nucleotide messenger RNA. RefSeq names its product cathepsin L1-like. The coding region runs from base 113 to 433 and encodes 106 amino acids. NCBI's taxonomy places the organism in Eukaryota, Metazoa, Chordata, Mammalia, Rodentia, Heteromyidae. The record is from RefSeq and is a predicted model, not a curated record. The transcript has 5 exons.
UACCCCUGAAGUGCUGAUUCUGUACGGGGUUCCUGUGCAGCUGCUGCCACCCGGGGUUUUUGUUUUUAAACCCACAAAUACUCUUCUCCUCCUGGCAAUCCUUUGCCUGGGAAUGGCCUCAACUGCUCCAACAUUCGACCACAGUUUGGAUGCACAAUGGGAGGAGUGGAAGAUGGAAUACAAUAAAACCUACAGCUCGAGUGAAGAAGGACAGAGGAGAGCAAUAUGGGAGAAGACUGUGAGAAUGAUUGAACUUCACAAUGAGGAAUACAGCCAAGGGAAACAUAGCUUCACCAUGGGACUGAACCAAUUUGCAGACUUGACCAAGGAAGAAUUUAGAGCAAGAUCAAACGGCCUCCUAAACCCAAACACUGUGAGGCAGGGAAAACCCCAAGAAUCUCCGGUUGGCGAUAUCCCCAAAUCUGUAGAUUAGAAAGAGAAAGGCUGCUUGACUCCUGUGAAGGACAAGCUGGGGUGAACAUUGGGGCAUAAAUGGCUACGUAAAGAUUGCCAGAGAUCGGAACAGCAGCUGUGGAAUCGCCUCAUUAGCCAUUUACCCCAUUUGUGAGCAGCUGGACCAUGAUCAGGAAGAACUAGUCUGGAGAGAGAUGCUCAGAGGAGGGACUUCACCUUCAAUCUGACCGGGUGGGAUCUACACUUGGAUCAUUGUGCUCUCAAUCUGAGACUUGUUUACUAUAGUAAAAUAUCCAAAAUACUUCAAUUACUACUCUAAAACACCUCUAUGUUAAUGCAUCUCUGAUGACUGACUAUUGAAUUUAUAUUGGUUGAAAGUAUGUUGAAAAAAAUACCUGUUAAAAUACAUUUUAUUUCAAAUGUA